UGUUUGUUACGUGGCCCAAGUGAAUUCUAUCAUACGCUAUCACUCCUGCUAACAACAAAUCACAAUCGUGUCUCCAUCCACUGUGUAUACAAUUCAAACUCUGGCUUCCUGACUCUCUUUACUUUUUACUUUUCUUUUUUUUGCCAUCUUAAACAUGACUUCGUCCUCGUCCUCGUCACCAGAAAUGCAUCCUGCUCCUCCAAUGGACUCCGCUGAACGCUUUUCCUAUAAACAUGCAACACAUGAGGAGGUCCUUGAAGAUCUAUCUAGUCGCUUUCUGUUAAAUCUCCCAGAGGAAGAACUAUCGUCUCUUGAGCGGAUAUGUUUCCAGGUCGAGCAAGCCCAUUGGUUCUACGAAGACUUCAUCCGGGAACAAAAUCCUAAAUUUCCAUCGCUACCGCUCAAGAAAUUCUCCGCAAUGCUUUUCAAAGCUUGUCCUUUACUACACCAAUGGAGUCACGAUCAUGAACAAGCCUUCAAUACCUUCAUGCAGUACAAGACUAGAGUCCCGGUAUGCGGUGCAAUUAUGUUAAACGAUACUUGGGAGAAGUGUAUCCUUGUUAAGGGAUGGAAGUCAUCUUCUGGUUGGGGUUUUCCAAAGGGUAAGAUAAAUGAGAGCGAGCCUACCCAUGAGUGUGCCAUUCGAGAGGUCCUUGAGGAGACCGGUUAUAAUCUAGCGGGUCAGCUAGAUCCUGAAAACGUAAUUGAAAUGUCGAUCAAGGAGCAAUUGAUAUCCCUCUUUGUGGUACCCGGAGUCCCGGAAGAUUUUCCUUUUAAAACUAGGACCCGCAAGGAGAUAAGUCGGAUCGAGUGGUUCAAGUUAACUGAUCUCCCAACCUGGAGGCGGAACAAAGCUGCACCGGGAAAGUUUUAUUUAAUUUCGCCGUUCAUCGCAUCAUUGAAGGCAUUCGUCACUGCCAACAAGCCUCGAGCAAUGGAGGGGCGAGCUUGGAAGACUGGAGGGUACAUAAGUACGGAUAAUGGCACACACGAGUCCAGUUCGUCCUCUGCAGAUAAUGGCGAACCCCAGACGCCGUCUCCUCAAUACAGCGAAGCACUUCCUGCGACUAGCCAUUCCGUAGCUACCCACGUGUCCGAUGACGAGCAAGUUGUUGAUCCUGAACACAUGGACCCGCAUUUUGCUCGCCUGCUCAGUUCUUUGACGCUCUCGGCUGUUAAGCAAGACGAUUCAAAGUCUCAGCUCAUUCUUCCGCCCGUUAAAUCACCUCUCUCGGUACUCGCUCACAAUGCGACCCCACUAGCCAAGCAGAAUAUCGUUGAUUGGUCUUCUCGUGUUUCUGCCCACUCAGAAACGCCUGUUGUGAUAACUUCUCCGCCUCCGAAACAAAGGCUUUCACACGUGACAUCGUCUUCCACGCAUUCCCUUCGGGUUCCCCAGUCUUUGAGCGUGCAUGCUUCCUUUGAUGAAUCUCAUAUUCCUGGAACUCCUUCAUCAGGAGCUCUUUCGACAGCUUCAUUUUCUGCCGCAUCUUCCACUUCAUCCUUGACUUCCUCUCGAAAGUCAUCGUCGUCAAGACGUACCGCGAGCACUGCCGACAUAUCGCCCUACCUUCCGCGUCCUACUGAGGUGCCUGCCUCAGGCAAGAUGUUGAGGCAGCUAGCCCUACUGGAAGCGGUAGCUGACGAGUCUUCACGCAUGACCCCCACUCUGCUCAAUAGGGAAUUACCAACUGUGACUAAUAUUGGUAAUAUAUCCUGCAUCCGUCAUCCAGGACCUUCGGCUUCUGUGCCACCACCCACACACUAUCCGCAAGCUGAAUUUCGUCCACAUUUUGGACAUAUUCCUUCGGUUCCAGCUGGAUAUCAUGUUUCAUCUACUUCUCAGCACGCCAACACCGGGUACUCUCAGCCGCCGCCCCUCAUUGAUGACGUAUUUCAAGUUCGACCACGCUCUAGUCAGUUUGUUGCCCAUGACUACUCCCCUCGGAAUGCCCAGCAAAAUCAAUUGUUGUCGCUGCUGACGGGGCCCCCACCCCUUCCUGCUGGAAUGCCUCACCCUUCUCAUCCACAUCCAUCCUACUUGCAAGGCUACCUUCCAGCUCAUCAUUAUCAACCACAUGUUUCCGCACACUUCCCCUCUGCCUAUCAGCCUGCGGGUCCUCAUAUGAUGACUGGUCCUCCUACUGCGAUUCCCCCAGUCAGGGCCCAUGUCGCACCUGCUCAAUUAUCUGCUAUCCCACCAUCAGCCCAUGCUUUGCAGACAACUUUUCCCCCACCGCAAAUUACUUCGCGUACCCCUGUCACCAAUAGUGCUCAGCUACUUUCACUCCUGAACGGUAAUAAACCUGCACCGGCGCCAGCCCCCGUUAAUGCUGGCUAUAGAUGAUUACACCGCUAUAUCUCUGCUAUAACCAACCCUGCAUCAUAUAUUUUGCUUGCCAUCAACGCCAUACUGUAUAUGCUGCGCCGACGCUCCUCU
This is a messenger RNA of Suillus paluster, 2440 nucleotides long. RefSeq names its product DCP2-domain-containing protein. The transcript is spliced from 7 exons. The record is from RefSeq and is a predicted model, not a curated record. Gene Ontology annotation, cellular component: P-body; cytoplasm. NCBI's taxonomy places the organism in Eukaryota, Fungi, Basidiomycota, Agaricomycetes, Boletales, Suillaceae. The coding region runs from base 155 to 2347 and encodes 730 amino acids. Gene Ontology annotation, biological process: nuclear-transcribed mRNA catabolic process, nonsense-mediated decay; deadenylation-dependent decapping of nuclear-transcribed mRNA. Gene Ontology annotation, molecular function: 5'-(N(7)-methylguanosine 5'-triphospho)-[mRNA] hydrolase activity; manganese ion binding; RNA binding.